CCGUAAUCGUGGUUGCUUGAAUUCAAAUGUUUGUAGAGUGACCUUUUUAUUUGAGCAGUGACUGCGGCCAAACCUUUAUGGAUGUUAUUAGCUACGCAACUAUAUAAAUUCGACCUAAUUUAAUAAAGAACAAUAACAUUGUAAAAAAGUUUUUCAUCGAUGAAAAAUUCAUUUUCUUCACGCACAAAUAACUCAGAUGCUAAUGUCAGGCUUCUACGGUCCAAGCAUAAUCUGAUACAUGAACUUGUGACUUCCGAAAUCAAAUACAUAAGUUAUCUCAAGAAAGUCAUGAAGUACUUUGCAAGGCCUUUAAUUGACCGCAGAUACUUGCCUCAAGAUAUACACUCUGAAAUUUUCGGGCGUCUGGUCCCUAUCCUUAGUGUCAGCGAAACUCUUUUAGAGUCUAUUUUAACUGUCGGAGUCGAAAAAGCAUUCCUUAAGAUUUCUCCGUGUCUGAAAUUAUACGCUGAUUAUUCCAGCCGCUAUCAAACAAAUGUGGUGUUUAUGGAAACUUGCAAUGCAUUCACACCAGGAUUGAUGGAAUUUAUAACCAAACAGGAAAACUUGCCAGAUGUUAAUUUGCAGCUUUCAGCAUUCCUCAUAAUGCCCAUACAACGCAUUCCUCGGUAUUCACUGAUGCUUCAAGAACUUGUAAUCAUUUGUCUUCAACUGGACGGUUUAAGCAAUUCAGAAGCAAGUAAAUGUGCGCUUAGCAUUAACGAAGCUGCUCAUCAACAUGCCAUGAUACCAGAAUAUGCAGCCACCCUUAUUUUAAAACAAUGGGAUAAUCAUCAGCAACUGAAUUACUCUUCACCAUCUCAUGAUUCAAGUUUUUCAGUUAUAAGACGUUAUAUUCAUAGAAUGAGUGCUUCUACAAUUGUUCUUAUAGCAGGUUUUGCUAGUGUGGUAGCGACAGCAACAUUUUUAAAUGAAAAGAUCCGAAUCAAUGAACAGGCUACCAAAGCCGCUUUACUACAAUCAAGGCUUUUUGGCAAAUGGUCACACAACCUCAUUCUAGUACCAGGGCGCAAACUAUUGAGGUAUGGGUUGGUAAAAAAGAAAAAUGCUCUUGAUGGACUUGCGGAAACUCGUUUACUUGUGAUUAUGUCUGAUAUACUGAUAUGUGCUACACCACGAACACAGAUGGAUUUGGAAUUUAUGUUCAGUAAGAAAAGGUGUGUUUAUGGCCGAAAAUAUCCUGUUGAUUUUACACAGUUUUAUGGGAAAAAAAUAUCUUCACAAUGUACAAAAGUUAUUCGAAAAUGUAAAGACACAAAUCCAUUAAUUCAGGUUUCUAAAUUUUCCAAAUCAGCCUCCUCACAAAGUUCUAAUUCUCAAACGUUUGACGAUUCAGAUGAUGUUUUAACAAAUAGCAAAAUUUGUUUUUCAUGUAUUUCUGUCUAUCCUCUUCAUCACUGUCAUGUUCAAAUUCAUUUUAAACCACAUCGUACGUUCCUACAACCGAUUCCUGAGUCUCCUGAAUAUCAACCAAACAAAUACAAAUCAGUGUUUAUUUCACCAAGUUCUAUCAGAGAAUUUAGUGGUCGCACUGCAUCAACACCACUGGUAUUCGAUGAAUACCCUUGUCAAUCAACAUCCGUUGUAAAAUUCAAACAGGAUUCAUUUAUUACCUUCAAUGAAGAUGACUGCGCCCGAAAACACCAUGAACAUUUGAAUGAAUAUAGUUUUACCGUACAUUGUCGUGACGCUAGUUUUACUAUCGUGAAUGAAAGUUUAACUGAAGCUGAAGAUUGGAUUUCUAGUUUAGAAACAGCCAUUCAAGCAGUUAAAACAGCGCGAAAAAGCCUUCGUAAAGAAAGUAGUGCAAAGUGGCCAAUGCGCGCAUCAGAUUUUAUUCAAUUUGAACAGUGGCUAGAACAGAAGCGUAUAGUCGAAGAGUCAAUGAAAUCUUCUCAACUUUUUCAAAGUAUGGGAAUGGAAGAAUUAGCCAUCGGUGAUUCUUUUCCAUCAACAACUAUGCUUGAAUCAUCUAGAAUGGAACGAAAACUGGAAGAGUAUCGUAGACGUAAAUCGAUCGGUUGUGAUGUUGAAAAAACUAAUCGACUUUCUUAUAUAUUUUGCGAAUCUGGCAGUCAUGAAAUUAAUCCCAAAGAAUCGAAAUCGGACAAACAAUGUGGAUUUUUUUCUCGUUUCAUUCUAUCUAAAUUUAAAGGAAAGAAUUUAUUUAAUACUACAGCACCUGAACAUUCAGAUCAUUCUGUUCGUUUGUUAUCCAUGACAAAUAUUUCUGAUGAGCUCACGUCCAACUCCAUUUCUAGCAAUAGUGGUAAUCAUUUGUAUAGUAGUGAUCGUUGCUAUCAUCUGGAACGUAAUCAUAGUAAUUCAUUUCCAUCUCAAUUAGCCCAAUCAUUCAGUGGAUGUUUGUGCAUGUAAAACAUGCAUGCAAAACAGACAAUUUGUACUAUAUUAUCUUGGAUAAAACCAGUGAUGACUUUGAACAGUAUUUAACCAUCUAAUUCCACACAGAAUAUUCAUGCAUUUAUACUUGUAUACUUUUGUCUGAUUUUUUUGUAUAUUCUACCUUUUUACAUCUAUUUCUUUUGUAUAUCCAAAAUUACGAAUGCAUUUUAUUAAAUACAGGCCCUUUAUUUAUUAAUUAUGCGAAACCUUUUUCCGAUUGUACUUGAAUGAAACACAAUUUUAUUCUCUUAACAUAUCUCAUGUAUUUUCUAUUUUAUACAACAACAAAAAGCAUGUACUACUAUCUGAUGUAUUACUCAGUUAUUUAUUUUAAUGAUGAUGUUUCCAAUUUGCCAAUGAAUUUGCUGAUUUAUUGUUUUAUAUCACUCAUUACCAUUUUAUGCCUUUUUAAAAUGUUAAUUAUGUAGAAUAGUUUUAUUCUUUUAUGAAAGAAAACGUUCACGAU
Messenger RNA from Schistosoma turkestanicum, 2887 nucleotides. The record is from the annotation of a GenBank genome assembly. Lineage: Eukaryota; Metazoa; Platyhelminthes; Trematoda; Strigeidida; Schistosomatidae.